UCCAAAACUACUUCUACCUUUAACUUUAUACACAUUGUUAAUUGUUGAGUCUAAGCACAAUGGGUCGCUCCCCAUGUUGUGAUGAGAAUGGUUUGAAGAAAGGUCCAUGGACACCAGAGGAAGAUCAAAAGCUGACUGAUUAUAUUAACAGUCAUGGCCAUGGAAGUUGGAGAUCGCUACCUAAGCUCGCUGGCUUGAAUAGGUGCGGAAAGAGUUGCAGAUUAAGGUGGACAAAUUACCUGAGGCCUGAUAUUAAGAGAGGGAGGUUCUCUGAAGACGAAGAGCGAACGAUCAUCAGCCUUCACUCGGUUCUUGGAAACAAGUGGUCUAGGAUUGCAACCCAACUUCCAGGGAGGACUGACAAUGAAAUCAAGAACUAUUGGAACACCCACUUAAGAAAGAAGCUUCUUCAAAUGGGUAUUGACCCAACCACCCACAAGCCAAGAACUGAUCUCAAUCACCUUAUGAAUCUCUCUCAGUUACUUGGUGCUGCAAGCUUUGGCAAUUUAUUGAGUCCUUGGAAUAGUGCUUUGGGUCUACAAGCAGAUGCCUCUCAACUAGCUAGAAUCCAACUACUGAAAAAUAUGUUGCAGGUUAUAAACACAAGCACACUUCUUAACAUGGACAACAUUGGUCUGUUACAAAACCAAAAUCUUAAUCCAUUUGAAGGACUUGUCAAUAGUACAAGCACACUCUACCAAAAGGAGCCCUUACUUAUGGGUCAAGAAUAUCUGAACCAGGGAGUGAUCCCUCAAGCUCCUAGUAAUUCCCAGGGAAUUAUCAAUUCAUCGUCAGGAUUUGAAGGUCAGUUUAACAUGGAAGAUUUUCUUGGUUCCAACAACAGUACUAGUAGCUUGAGCAGUUCAGCAUGUGAGAACCAAACAGAGAACCCAAUGCCUGCAUUGGUUUCAGGCUCUCCUGGGACUUACACUGUCAACCAAGUGGAAAGCAAGACUGACCCAAAUCAGUUCUUAACUCAAUCAUCUACCACUACUAGCUUUGAAGUUUGGGAGAAACUCAAGGAUGAUGAAACAAGUGACUUUUAUUGGAAAGAUAUAUUGGAGUUAACACCGUCAUCACCAUCGCCAAUGUCGUGGUAGAGCAACUACUUUUUUUCUUGAAGAAGUAUCAAUCUAUGAGUUUUACAUAGGAAAUAUAUUGGUUCAUUUGAUUCAUGAUUAUUCUUGUAUUUUAGUUUUUUUUUUUUUUUUUUUUUUAAUAAUUUAUCACUAUACUGAGGCAGCUAGUGUCAAGCUACCCCUACACACGUACAGUUUUCAUGUAAACCUCUUCAUUACGAAUUGUUCAUUGUAUUGAAUCC
Messenger RNA from Quercus robur (English oak), 1321 nucleotides. RefSeq names its product transcription factor MYB39. The transcript is spliced from 3 exons. The record is from RefSeq and is a predicted model, not a curated record. The coding region runs from base 60 to 1100 and encodes 346 amino acids. Lineage: Eukaryota; Viridiplantae; Streptophyta; Magnoliopsida; Fagales; Fagaceae.